AUAAUAAAGAUUACUGUGGUUGUGGUGGUGCUCGUGGUAAUCACUGACAUAAUUAAUGUGGUUGAAGAAGGAGACAUUAUAAAUAGAAUGGAACAUAUCAAAUAGUCUAGUACAUAUUGUUCAAAUUUUGAAAUGUAUAUGAUUGCAAUGAAAGAAGUAAUGAUUAUCCCAAUGUUAACUCAAACUUUCCAUAAACUAAACUCAAAAUACUAAUCACUAAAACCUAAAAGGAAAUAUAAACCCUAACUCAAAUAUCAAAAUAUGCACAUAGUACAUAAUAUGAAGUAGUAUCAAAAUAGAAUAGUAACAAACAAAAUAGCAUAGUUCAUAUUGUUCAAAUUUCAAAAUGUCUAUGAUUACAUGGAAAAAAGUAAUGCUUAUCCCAACGUCAACCCAAACCUCUCAUAAACUAAACCUAAAACACUAAUCAUUAAACCCUAAAAGAAAAUAUAAACCCUAACCCAAAUAUCAAUGGUAUGGAACAAACUGAAUGGUAUGAAAUAGCAAAUAGAAUAGUAUGAUGGAUUUCGUGGCGGUGAUCAUGUCGGAUGUGUGGUGAAGUGGGGGUUACGGAGAAAACACUUGACUGUAGAUUUCAAAAGCGGAGACGACAUAUCUUGCAUAGAUUAUAUGGAUUUGGAGAUGGUUGUGAUGGCUAUAUAAUUGGAGAUGAUCGUAUUGUAAUGGUGACAAAAGAUAAGUGAUGGUAGUUGAUAAUCGAAGAAGAAGGAAAAUAUAUUUUUCUCUUUCAUUAACCGGAGAACAGGGGCAAUAUAGUAUAUAUUGUAAAAAUAAUGGAGGUACUUUAUUUUUUGGUUAGUUACUUAAUUAUUGUUUUUUUUGUGGCUAUACAUCCCUAUUUCCCUUAAUAAUAAGUAGAGAAGGAAUAAAAAAAAGUAUUAUUAUUUUUUAUUUAUUUUUAUUCUUUGGGACAUGUGUCAGUUUCUUAUUAUUGGUUUCCACACAGAGGUUCAUAAUACAUUACAUUGCGUCUGUCCAUUAUUCGAUUCGACUUUUUGUUCCAACAUCAAAAAUAAAAAUAACUGAAAGAAAUUUUAAGCAUCUCGUUUUGUUUUUUUUUUUCCUCUGAAGAAUUUAUAUUAACAAUGGAAGGAUACAUUUGAGAGAUACAAUUUCGUUUAAUUGUUGUCUACUAUUAUAUUUGUUUUUGCUUUUUGGACAUAUUGAUCGAAAAACUCAUCAUCACAAUACUAAAAGCAACAUUUCCUUAAAAUCUAUGUUGUCACGUCACUAAAAAUAAUUUACAGAAGGAAUCUUCUCCUAUAAAUAACAAUUUCGAUUGAACUCAUCACUACGAUAAAAAAAUGUUUGGUUUCAUCCAAGAAUAUUAGCGUGUCCAAAAAAAAUUUUUUGGCAACCUUUGAUGUACUCUUAAAGGCCUAUACAAAAUGUAAUCCUUGAUGUUUUUUUUUUUUUGAUUGAAUAUCAAAUUUAUUGAGCAAUGUAAAGCACAUUUAUAAGAAGUAUGUGAAGCUAUGCUAGGCUAACUAGGACAAAGAAUGAAAAAAUGCAUUGUAAAAGGUUUGCUCUUAAUUAAGUUCAAACCAUCUUCUUAGUGAGGAUAUGCGGUUCCGAACCAGCUUACCAAUCCUGCGUGUGAGUUCAUCCGCUGAGACCCAGCGUGGUCAAUUUAUGGUCAAUUUAUCCACCGUGGUCUUGUUCUCCUUUUUUAUCUCCUAUCAUUUUUUGUUUCUUUUUUUAAGUUACAGACUUAUUAUUAUUUUAAAAUAGGGAAGAGUUUAUAUUUAUACAUUCUAAGUUUAGACUUAAGAGAACUAUUCUUUAGCUUCCUUUCUACUUUAAGAACUUUUGAAAUUUGGAGAGUUUCAAAAGCUAAACAUAUAACACAAGUUUCUUGCUCUAAAUUUUGGCAACUUCUUUUAUUUGAUCAUCUGUUUUUACAUUCUUUCUUUUUCAUUUAUUAUUUGACAGUAUGGUGAUGGAUAGAGAAGAAAGGAGAAGAAGAAUCAUGGAAAGAGGAUCGGAUCGUCUAGCUCUAAUCACAGGCCAGUUACAUAAUGUUGAUCCUUCGUCGCCAUCGUUUUCUUCCUCAUCGUCAACUUCUCACCAACGUACGUACAGCGAAUCUUUCAUGCCACAAACUCAAUCUGAGCAUCGUCAGAUUCAAGAAAGCCCAUCUCUUAAGUAUCAAUUCAAAGAGGAAGUAAAGCCAAGAGAAGAACCAAAACUCUCGACCACUCUUCACAGGCCAAUUAAAAGAGAACCAACAAAAACAGAAGAAGCAAGAUCCGUAGAGACUCAAAGUCAACAACCUAGGAGUUUCUUCAGCUCCAAGAAACUCAAUGCUAGCAUCAUAAGCUCAGAAAGAAGUCGGAGUUUAAGCUCCCUCACAAUAGCUGUAUUUGUGAUUUUACUCCCGCGAUUGAACAUCUUAAGAUCAGGCACUAUCUUAGCUUUGAGACCUCUUUGGUUACUUCUGCUUACAGAUUGUGCUAUAGUAAUGUCUCAUCUCACCAGGGAAACUUCUGGAGGAGGACUGAGUCAUGAAACGGAAGAAGAAGUUAAGAGUAAAGAUGGUAGUAAUGGUGAAAAUUGGUCUGAUGCAGAGAAGCUUCUAGAAAGAGGAGUUGUUUUGUAUCAAGCUCUACGUGGAAUGUUCAUAGAUUGUAGUCUUUAUAUGGUGGUUGUUAUUUGUGGAGCCUUUCUACUUUGAGUUCUUAUUUUCAGUUUUCUUUUGUUUGUUAUUUGAUUAAGAUUAUUUAUAUUUCCUUCUCUUAGUUUAUUGGUAGAUUACUUCUAGUUUAAUUCAUUUGAGUACUUUCCAGAAAUGAUCUAAUUACAAAGGUAUACUGCAUUCUUAUUCGUUAAUAUUUCUUUCCUUAUUUUUUAAUAAUUCUACUAGAAAGUAAGAAUUCCAAAAGAAUAAAAUAGUGUUUUGUUUCAAGUGUUCAAAGUAGGCCAAAAACUUUUAAAAUCAUAUCCAAACAAAGAAAGAAAAAGCUAGCUGCUCUUUUUAACCUUGAGAUAAGGCUUAAAACAUCAUUUCUAAACCACACAAAACUAUAAAAUCUUGAUACUAUAUAUGCCGAGAUAUAACUAAAACCAGCCUAAAAAAUUAUUGAUUUUUUCUAUAAAAUUAAUAUUUACACAUAAUUUAUUUAAAUGCUUAAAUAAUAUUAAUUAUGUCAAUGAUUGAAAUUACGCUGUAAAGUUUUAAAUAUGAACAAAUAAAUAAAAUAGUAAUAUAUUAAUGAUUAUUUCAAACCUCAGAUUUUAGAAACUUAAGUGAAAGUGAAUGUUUUUUUCCAAAAAAGGAACUAAAGUGAAUGUUUAGGGGGUGUCUUUAAAGAGAUUUAAUUUUUAAUACAAUUUUAAAUAAUUUUAUAUAAAUUAGAAAAUUUAAUCUAAUUUUUGUUAGACCAUUCAAAAUUUUCGUCUAAAACCAUACAAGAUAAAAAAAAAAAUAUUUGCUUUUAACUAAGAAAUUCCAUCCAACCAUUCUAAAAUCACUUAAAAAU
Molecule: messenger RNA, 3500 nt
Organism: Brassica rapa (field mustard)
Lineage: Eukaryota; Viridiplantae; Streptophyta; Magnoliopsida; Brassicales; Brassicaceae
Source: RefSeq, a predicted model, not a curated record